GCUUUCCUGUGCCCUCCGUGUAGCAGGAAUGGCGACCUACGCGUUAAUGCGAAGCAGUCUGGGACUAUUAAAAAGUCUAAAAUAUCCCUUAAGAGGAGUAUAUCAGAUUCCUAAUGGCACAGUUGCUCAAUCAAAGUUGCAAAAUGCAAGAUGGUAUUGUUCCCGUCACAUGUCUGUGCAGGAGAGAAUCGAAAAGAAGCGAAAUGCAGCGCUCGCGGGAGGAGGACAGAAGAGAAUAGAUGCACAGCACAAACGGGGUAAACUGACAGCGAGAGAGAGAGUUGAGCUCUUGCUUGACCCUGAUUCGUUCGUGGAGUAUGACAUGUUUGUGGAGCAUCGCUGUUCUGACUUCGGCAUGGAGGCAGAUCAUAAUAAGUUCCCAGGGGACAGUGUGGUGACUGGACAGGGCAGAAUCGACGGCAGGCUGGUUUAUGUUUUCAGCCAGGACUUCACAGUGUUUGGAGGCAGUUUAUCAGGCGCGCAUGCUCAGAAGAUAUCCAAGAUCAUGGACCAGGCAAUGCUGGUGGGAGCACCGGUUAUCGGCUUGAAUGACUCCGGUGGAGCCCGCAUUCAGGAAGGAGUCGAGUCCCUUGCGGGAUACGCAGACAUAUUUCUUCGUAAUGUGAUGGCGUCAGGCGUAAUUCCUCAGAUCUCUCUCAUCAUGGGUCCAUGUGCAGGCGGAGCUGUGUACUCACCUGCUCUUACAGACUUUACUUUCAUGGUGAAGGACACCUCUUAUCUCUUCAUCACCGGUCCAGAUGUGGUGAAGUCUGUCACGAAUGAGGAUGUGACGCAGGAGCAGCUGGGUGGAGCAAAAACCCACACUUCAGUGUCUGGUGUUGCUCAUCAGGCCUUUGAAAAUGAUAUUGAUGCCCUUUUGAAUUUACGAGACUUUUUUAAUUACCUUCCACUAAGCAACAAGGAUCCAGCUCCGGUCAUUGAGUGUCACGAUCCCAAAGAUCGCCUGUGUCCUGGUCUGGAUAUUAUUGUUCCUCAUGAAAGCACAAAAGCUUUUGACAUGCUUGAUGUUGUUCACAGUAUAGUAGAUGAGAGGAAGUUCUUUGAGAUUAUGCCCAACUAUGCAAGGAAUAUUGUGGUGGGAUUUGCCAGAAUGAACGGCCGGACCGUGGGCAUAGUAGGAAAUCAACCUAAAGUGGCAUCUGGCUGUCUGGACAUAAACUCGUCCGUUAAAGGGGCUCGAUUUGUCCGAUUCUGUGACGCCUUCAACAUUCCCAUCAUCACUUUUGUAGAUGUGCCAGGAUUCCUGCCAGGCACAGCUCAAGAGUAUGGAGGCAUCAUCAGACAUGGAGCCAAACUGCUUUAUUCAUACGCAGAGGCGACAGUUCCAAAAAUCACAGUCAUCACUAGGAAGGCCUAUGGAGGUGCUUACGAUGUGAUGAGCUCCAAACAUUUAAGAGGAGAUGUCAACUAUGCCUGGCCAACUGCUGAAGUUGCAGUGAUGGGUGCAAAGGGUGCGGUUCAGAUCAUCUUCAGAGGAAAGAAAAACCAAGCUGAGGCUGAAGCCGAAUACGUGGAGAAGUUUGCAAAUCCCUUCCCAGCUGCUGUCAGAGGCUUUGUGGAUGACAUCAUUCAGCCCUCAACCACACGCAAGAGGAUCUGUAGAGACCUAGAAGUGCUGGCCAGCAAAAAACAGACCAACCCCUGGAAAAAACAUGCCAACAUUCCCCUGUAAAUCAAAAAAAUUGUUCAACACUACUUAUUUUAUAGCAUUUCAUGACAUUUGUGGUCACUCAGACUGGAGAAAUGUAAGAAAUCAUGUUUUUUCACAUGGUUUGUUGUGCCUUAUCUCCUUUACCUGUUACCUUAUUUGAACUAAAACUCAUGAAAACAAUAAAACACUCCCACAGUUCAUGAUUA
Messenger RNA from Triplophysa dalaica, 1878 nucleotides. It is a transcript of the gene pccb, whose product is annotated as propionyl-CoA carboxylase subunit beta. The record is from RefSeq and is a predicted model, not a curated record. Gene Ontology annotation, cellular component: mitochondrion. Bases 29 to 1693 code for a protein of 554 amino acids. Lineage: Eukaryota; Metazoa; Chordata; Actinopteri; Cypriniformes; Nemacheilidae. Gene Ontology annotation, molecular function: propionyl-CoA carboxylase activity. The transcript has 15 exons.